AUAGGUUCACAAUCAAAACAAUGUAAAGCACUCCUAUCAAGCUAUUCCUCUCUCCCCUUCAUACUCAGAAACAGAUCAACAAUGAAACUCUGAAAUGGAGGACACGAAGGCAAAAACCAUCGCCGCCUUUAUAAUCAUCACCCUCAUCAUCUCCUUAAUCAUCGCCCGAAUCUCCCUCGGCCUCUCCAACACUUUCUACCUCAUCACCGGAGCCAAUGGGGCCGCAAUCCUUGCCGUCAUCACGUUCUUCCUGCUCCGAAACCGGUACAACAACCGGAGAAGACUCGAAAACCAAAUGGUUUCUGAGCUCCGAACCGAAUACAGUUUCCUACGAAGAGUCGCCGGAGUUCCGACAAAGUUCCAGUACAGUGACAUCGAAGCGGCAACCGACGAGUUCAAGUAUUUGUUGGGGCGAGGAGCGUCUGGUUCGGUAUUCAAGGGGAUUCUGAGCGACGGGACGCCGGUUGCCGUGAAACGAAUCGAGGGGAGGCGUGAAAAGGAGUUUAGAUCCGAGGUGGCGGCCAUAGCUAGUGUCCAGCACGUGAACUUGGUCCGCCUCCUCGGAUAUUGUUGUGUCCCCACGGGCUCACGGUUUUUGAUUUACGAUUUCAUACCCAAUGGAUCGUUAGAUAAGUGGAUUUUUCCUCGUAGCGAGAAAGAAGAACUUUCCCCACGAGGGAAAAUCCGACAUAUUGGUGGGUGUUUGGAAUGGAGGUCAAGAGUUCAAGUUGCGGUUGACGUGGCGAAGGCUCUUUCUUACUUACACCACGAUUGUCGAUUGAGGAUUUUGCACUUUGAUGUCAAGCCUGAAAACAUUCUACUCGAUGAGAAUUACCGCGGCUUUGUCUCAGAUUUCGGACUAUCUAAGCUCAUGGGACUUGAUGAGAGCAGAGUUGUGACUAGGUUUCGUGGUACUAAAGGGUACUUAGCCCCAGAAUGGAUAUUACAACAAAGCGUUUCCGAAAAAUGUGAUGUGUUUAGCUAUGGAAUCGUGCUUCUGGAGAUGGUUGGCGGCACAAGAAGUAUAAUUUGCGAGGAGGAUAGUACCGACAAGUCGGAGAGAAAGUCCGAUCAGUACUUUCCGAAGAUUGUGAGCGAGAGAUUGAGAGAAGGGAGGGUGAUGGAAGUUGUGGACAAGAGGGUAGUGGAAAGCGGAGGCGUCGACGAGAGAGAGGUGAAGAGGUUGGUUUGUGUUGGAUUGUGGUGUAUACAAGAGCAGGCUAGCAUGAGGCCAAGUAUGGCUCAAGUGGUGGAAAUGCUGGAGGGACGCGCGGCGGUGGAGGAGCCACCGGAGACCGAAAUGAUGAUGGUUAAGUAUUUGUCACAUGAAAAGGAGAUACGUUCAGGUCACGAUAGCAUUGGGAUUGCUGCGUCGCCGGUGACUCAAGGGGAUAAUAGUAUUUGUUCUUUAUCGUCGUGCUCUAUUUACUUAUCAAUUUUGUCCGGUAGAUAAUAUGUGGCCUUAUAAAACAAAAGAACAUCCGAGAUGAUAUCUGAGCCAUGUGGUCCGUUUGGUAACUUUGAUUUUCCAUUGUUUUUGUACAUUAGGGUCAUCAUUCAUGUGUAUUAUUGUGCAGUACUUCAUGAUUAAA
This is a messenger RNA of Rhododendron vialii, 1592 nucleotides long. Its product is annotated as probable receptor-like protein kinase At5g20050. The record is from RefSeq and is a predicted model, not a curated record. NCBI's taxonomy places the organism in Eukaryota, Viridiplantae, Streptophyta, Magnoliopsida, Ericales, Ericaceae. Gene Ontology annotation, biological process: protein phosphorylation. The coding region runs from base 95 to 1453 and encodes 452 amino acids. The transcript has a single exon. Gene Ontology annotation, molecular function: ATP binding; protein kinase activity.